Monomorium pharaonis (pharaoh ant) is the source of this 6597-nucleotide messenger RNA. RefSeq lists its product as uncharacterized. The transcript is spliced from 2 exons. Gene Ontology annotation, molecular function: zinc ion binding. The coding region runs from base 411 to 3884 and encodes 1157 amino acids. Gene Ontology annotation, cellular component: nucleus. NCBI's taxonomy places the organism in Eukaryota, Metazoa, Arthropoda, Insecta, Hymenoptera, Formicidae. The record is from RefSeq and is a predicted model, not a curated record.
CGGUAAGAAGAGAGAGAGCAGGCGACGUAUACACACGACGCCUUACCGACGCUCGGCGUCGUCGAGCGAGUGAGCAAGCGAGCGAGCUAAGCGAGCGGACGAGCGAGCAACUAACGAGUGAGUUGAGGUAGCAACCACGCGAGCUGUCUGCGGAUUUCGUUCGUGCGGUCUCGUCGGUUGGUCGGUCGGACGGCAGCAGAGUUGUUGCUGCUGGUGUUGCUGCUCGGUAGAGUAAUUAAUCGCGCGCGCACGAUUGCCGAGCGCGGGCGGCCGAGCGAGCGGGACGGGCAUCGAGGGCGCGAUUGGAACACGGGAACACGCUAAGGAAGAGGCGCGAGUGGAAGACGAGGAGGAGGUGGCGGCGGCGGCGAAAGAGGAGGUGGCGAAGGCGAAAAGAGACGCCGGCAGACAUGGAGAAUAGACCGGCGCCGCUACGCUCGCGGCGCGUCUGCCGAUUCUGCUUGUCGGAUUCGGAGCCGCUGAGCUUCAUCUACGAGCGCGAUCACAACAAGCCGUUCCAGGUGCCGCUCGCGUUGCAGAUCAUGUCCUGCGUCGCCAUCGAGGUGUACGCCGCGGAUGGGAUGCCACAGAUGAUUUGCAACAUGUGCCGCUGGAAUUUGGACCGCUCGUACAAAUUCAAGCUACAAUGCAAGAAGGCCGACGAGGCGUUGCGAGAUUAUCCCCUGUCCGGAGUAUUGCCGAGACCCUUUCCGCCCAUUCCCAACGAGCCGCCAGCGGAAAUUGGUGUCAAAAGGUCCGUUGAGAAUUCUUCUAGGAUGCAGAAUGAAGUUUCUAACAAGAAGCAACGCAUGUCCGAUAACGAGAGCAGAGAUAUGAGAGAGAAACGUGAAACCAGAGAAAGAGAGCGACAAAACGAGAAACAAAGAGAGAAGGCCAGCAGCGACCAGCUUUCCGAAGAGGAUCAAGAUGGAGGCAGCGAGGGUGAGCAGGAGGUGAGCAACGCCAAGGAGGAGAGGAAAUUAGAAAUGGGAGAGAUCAGGGUGUUUGCGUGCGAUCUUUGCGAACGCACUUUUUCUCUGCGUCAGGCACUGAUGCUGCACGUUCAGCGCGGUCAUCGCGAUCGCAACUUCAAGUGCACCGAGUGCGACCGGCACUUCUUCACCAAGUACGAUCUGAGCAAACAUAUGACCACGCACUCGGACGAGAAACCGUUCUCGUGCGCGGUUUGCCAGAAACAGUUCUCGCGGGUGAAUCUGCUGCAGCGUCACGAGAAGGUGCACAGGGACGAACCGCGUUACGCUUGCACGCAGUGCGAGCGCGAGUUCUUUACCACGGAGGAUCUUGAGAAGCACGAGGAGGCGUCGCACAAGAAGGAGAAGCAAUUCCAGUGCAAUAUCUGUAACAAGCGCUUCCAAUACAAGCAAGGUCUGGAACGGCACGAGGUAUUGCACAACGAGGACAAGACGUUUGCGUGCGACUAUUGCAAGGAGGCCUUUCACACCAGCACGAAACUGGCUCGGCAUCUGUCUACCCAUGCUGGCCAUCGGCCAUACGUGUGUAAAUUGUGCCCGCGCACGUUCCUACUAUCGCAUCAUUUGACUCGGCACAUGCGGACGCAUUCGGUGGAGAAACGCCACGUGUGCGAGGACUGUGGCAAGGCGUUCAAACGCAAGGAGAGCCUGGAGGUGCACCAGUUGACGCACACGAAGCGCACGGGAAUGGGUCUUACCUGCGAUGUCUGUCAAGAAUCCUGUCGCAAUCGCGCCGACUACGUCACUCACAUUAAGCAGCAUAUCGAGGCAGGCGAGAAAAUGGGUCCGGACGGUCUGCAACCCGAUAACAAAAAAACUGUUGAAAUAGAUUCUGAAGAGGAUGAGGAGGAGGAAGAUCAGUAUUCCGAUGGGGACGACGAUUACGAACCGCCGGCGUACAUUGUAAAGAAGUUGCCGAAACCGCCGAAGCCGCCUUCCGAGACUGAUGAUGAAGAAGAGGAAGAUGAGACGGAAGACAAGGAAGAGAAAUCCGAGAGGAAGGAGAAGGAAGAACGUAAGGUGGUGUAUGUGCGCGGUAAAGAUGGUAACAUGUUGAAAAAGACCAUUAAGACGCUAAUGCCAAUCCAGCGUCGCGAUGUUCAAGAGCAGAAAGCUGCGAAACAAGCCACUACGACUGGCUCCUCGUCGCAGAGCAGCUCGAAAGGCUCCACGUCAUCGCAGAAAGAGGAGAGUCCUAAGGGUAGCCGCGUGGAUGAUACCGAGGCGCAAGUGCAGAAAAUCGUCGCCUCGGUAUUCAAGGAACACAAGAUCCCACUGAAGCACCAGCAGAACGCCAGUCAAGAUAAUCAGCCUAAGGAAUCGUCAACGCCUGUGACGAGAUCCCAGAACACUUCCCAAGAAGGUCACAAGGACAACGAUAAGGAGGCAGCAACUCGCAAAACGGUCAACACCGUCAAAGUGAUUAAAAGAAUUGUGUUGAGGAAACCGGCAGGAGGCAGCAGUGAAAGUAGUACGCCAAUCAGUACAGUCGCUAUCAAAGACGGGGACGUGUCUCUGAGCGGCACUCCUGGCUCGCACAAGGUGAAGCGAGUGAUCGUUCGUAGAAUUAUCCGUCAGGGUGACACUACUCGUGAAGUUAUUAUGAAUCCGGAUGGCACGGCGAUAGAUCCCGCAGAGCUGGCGAAACUGCCUACCGGCAAUGUAGUGAAGCGAGUAGUGGUGAAGCGACCGCUCGAUAAGAGUGAGAAUCUGGUACAGAAGAUACUGCAAUGCACAGAACGUCAAAAAGUAGAAGAGGAUACCGUUUCAAAUGAAAAAUUUGAGCUGAAGACUUCGGCAUCAUCCAGUGGCUCUACAUCGAAGAGCAGCUCGGCGGCCGCUUCGCAGAAAACGCAGCCGGUCGCCCAAAGUCAAGAUCAGGAAACCAAGGAGAAAUUGGAGCAGUUGGAGAAGCGAGUAGAGCAGCAGAGAUUGAAGAUCGAAGAGCUGCAGGCGAGGAAAGCGCAGCAAGAUUACGAGGCUGCAGAUGAGAUGCUACCGGAACGACAUGACGAGUCUGAGGAUGAACAGCAGCUACCGCUCAAGAGAGUAUUUGUGAAGCGAAAACAAAGUAUAUAUGACGAGGAGCGAGAAUACAAUGAUGACACGGAAACGGCGCCGACAAAAAGUAAUCCAGCCCAAGAGGAGAAAACUGAAACGGAGCAAGUGAAGGAAGAGGUUAAUCCUGCCGUGGAGGAGACAUUGGAAAAUGUUCAAAAAGAAGUACAGAGCAUAACAGUAAAAUCAACGGUGAGCGGCAACAGUAAUACCACAUCAAGUAGCACACUGGCUCCGAAGAAGGGUCCGACAAUCUCCGGCAACAAAGUGUAUUCGAAUAAGCGUUACAUGAUUGUAAAGCCUAGUGAUACAUCGGAGGUGGAAGAAAUGAGUCGAGAAUUGUGCAGUAUUUUCGAAACGACCGACAACGUGGUAAAGAUGCAGGAGACCGUGUUGAGCAACCUCUCGGAAAUUUCUGGUAUCGCAGCGUCGUCAACGUCAGACGUAAAUGUGAAACAAAAGUCGACCGAAUCGGCGAUGGAGGUCGACGAGCAGGUGGAUGGCGAAGUGAAUACAAAAGAUAUCAAGGAGGAGACAGUGAUGGAGGUUGAAGUCGCGCAAGAGGAAAUUAAGCUGGAUCCCGAGAUGGAGGAGCCUACGCAGGUGAUCGUGCAAGAGGAGAGUCAGCCUGAAUCCGCAAUUAGCCAAGAUCUCUCUGAAACCGCUUCUAUUUUCGAAACAGCGGACGAAAUGCUGGAGGUCCGAAAAUCGGCGAGUGACAAUCUGAACGACUCUGUCAUCGAAUUGUCGCAGGGUAAUGACACUAUCAAUCUGAACGAUACUAAUGAUAGCCAGGAUAGCUUGGAGGAUAAACUUUCGCAGAUGGAGGGUUGAAGAAGGUUGUCUUUUCUUUUUGCCCGGUCGAGGUGCUGUACCAAGUAAAAAUCAUGCUCUCGAAUUCGCUAUUAAGAUUUCCGAGAUCUCUUGCACUAUUGGUAAUUAAUUUUGAUUUUUAGUAGUAUUAAAAUUAAGUCUUUAUUCAAUUUGGAUAAUGCCAAUAUGACAUUGCGGUUGUAGACCGUAUUAGUGAUACUGUACUGAUAUUGUACAAUCGAGAUUGAGUUUUAAAAAAUGAUAACGUUGCAAUUAUGAAACAAUAAAAAAUUGUAUCACUAAAUUAAUUGUAUAAAAUGAGUUUAAAUUAUUUAAUACCAAAAGUAAGGCUCAAAAUUAUGUAUAUUUCAACACUAAGUGCAGAAGGUGUGCAUACACCUAGGAAAAGUAGCUUUUUACUUGGGUAAUCUUCAAUCAUUUAUAAAAAAAGCCAUAUAUAUGCAUUAGAUUUUGCAUACAGCAGAUGGUAUUUAAUUGGAACAUGUCGCAAUUAAAGAAAUGAAAGGCUCGAGUUUUAUUCCUUAAUUCGAGUUUUAACUUUAAAAUCAUAUAUAAUAUGUACUAUCAUUAUACAAUAAUUAAAACAUAAGUAAGUUUUUCGAAAUACAUAUUAAAGUCACAUUAUUUUAAUUAUUACAGAGUAUAACAUAUAUUAAUAUUAUAUUGUAUUAAUGUUUAAUAUUAAUAUAUAUUAUAAUACAUUAUAAUAUAUUAUAUACAGAUAUAUAUUCAAUAUAAAUAUAUACUUUAUAAUAUAUUUAAAUAUUGCUCCAUAGCUUCAUAAGAAAGGCUCUAAAAAAUUUACUUUUUUAAAUUUAAUUGAUUAUUAUUUUAACAAUGUAACUUGAAUUUUUUUAAUUAUUUAGGCUGAUUCAUAGUCGAAUCUUAUUUCAAAUUUGUCUUAAGUAAUGUCUUGAGGUGUUAAUAUAGCUCUGUGAUUGGUUGACAUCUUAAAACAGUCCCUAAGAUGAUCUCAAAUUAAAGAAUCGACUAUGAAUAUUGGCUUAAAAUUGUAUUUUUAUUUGCGAUAAAAAAAUUUGUCGAUUAAGGUUAUUAAUCUAUUCUCUGAAAUACUAUAAAUAUGACUCUAAAUAUAUGUCUUAUUCUAAUGCAACUUGACUUCGACAAUACUAUUGAUAUUCAAAAUAGUAAUUCCCAAUUGCGCAAGAAUCUCGACGAGAAUCUCGGCGAGCUAAUUGAUAGCAACAAAUAUAUAUUCUGUUAAUGUAUACAGAUAUUAAAAUCGUGCGGAAACCCUUUUACGAAAAAUAAUUAUUGCAUUUCUAUUAUUGAAGCGCGAAUACUUGUAUUCGGUGGUAAUGGAAUUCGCAUCGCGGAUCGUGCCCGUUUCAUCAAAAGAUCACAUCUAAAUUUCUCAUUUCUUUUCUUUUUCAUACUUUUUUUCUGUCCGAACAGAUUUGAUGAAGAUAUAAAUGAUUCGAUCGAGUUAUUUAUCGUGCAAAUAUGAUUAAUGUUAAUUAUUUUAAUUAUUUAACACAUUGGAAUUGUGUACCUAUUAUGUACAUUUCAGAGCUUCAGUUUUGUAAUUUAACAUUUUUUUGCAGCUGUACAAUUAUUUUUAUUUUUUUUUUCCUACGAAUAACUCGCAAAGUUGCAACAUUUUAACGUGUCUUAUUGAUCCUACCAUAUCUUAUCUUACUCAAUAUCUGAUAUCGCAAAAUUUCAUUCUCGAACUCAAGAGCACUUUCUAGAUUGGAAAGGAGCUUCAAUUCUAUUCGUUUAUCUUUCCUUUGAAUAUUAUUGUUUAACUCGAUACAUCCGCAAUGAAUGGACAGUUGUAAAUAUAUGGUCAGCCAACCAAAUAGUUUUAUUGGCCCAAUCUUGCGAACUGUAUCACAGCUGUGAGAAAUAUGUACAUACCGUGUCUCCUGACGGUUUCCUUUACUUUUGCGCACGUUCGCUUUCGCUGAUAAAACAAAUAAAAUAAGAAAAGAAAUGUCACAAGACAAAAAUUCCCCUGCUCGCGCAGUUAUUAAAUUUGUCUUCUUUUUUUUAGUGUUAAGGAUUAGUGUGUAGCCAGGGCCAGUUGCAUCAACUGAUUGUCAUUUGCUCGGAAUUUCUCUCCUCGAGCAAUUAAGUCGCUUUUGUUAUUUUUAACUACGAUCAAUAGAAAGUUAUUUUACUUAAUUCAACGUGAUUGAAACGUCUAUAUUAAUAUUUGAAAAUAUUAGAAUAUGAGUAUUCUAAAUAUUUUAAAUAUUAUAUAGUUUUGCUUUAUUAUUUUUAAAACGGUAAAAAAUUGUCCGUCUAACACAGAAAUAUUACAAAAUAUCUUAGCAAUGUUGCAACAACAUUUUACAAUAUUACUGUAAUAAUUUGUGCUGUAUUAAGUUAACAUUCGGUUAGCUUAAUCGAUUUUAGUGUUUGAAAAUAAUGCGAAUUGCUAAUUAAAGACGAUCAAUAUAAUCUAAUAUAAUACGAUUUUUUUGCAUGAUUUUUAGAAUAAUUAUAGAUAUUAUAAUUAUAAUUUUUUUCCUUUUUCUUAUUGGUGCAACGGACUUGAAGUCAACACAUUUAUAAUGUUGGGAACAUAAAAAAAUAAUGAAUUAUAGAGGUAUACGUUUACAGUAAUAAUAUUCAGAAUAUUAUUUCGUUAAAUUAAAUUAGUUACAUAAUAAUAUGUAGGUUAUCCAGAUAUGCAAGAUACUUGAAAUCAUAUAUAAAAUACAAAAGUGUGUAAGUGUAGAAAGUA